Xenopus tropicalis (tropical clawed frog) is the source of this 2093-nucleotide messenger RNA. RefSeq lists its product as uncharacterized. NCBI's taxonomy places the organism in Eukaryota, Metazoa, Chordata, Amphibia, Anura, Pipidae. Gene Ontology annotation, molecular function: DNA binding. Gene Ontology annotation, biological process: regulation of DNA-templated transcription; DNA-templated transcription. Bases 213 to 1499 code for a protein of 428 amino acids. Gene Ontology annotation, cellular component: nucleus. The transcript is spliced from 8 exons. The record is from RefSeq and is a predicted model, not a curated record.
AGAUGAGAGUAGUGACGUGCGGAUUAGUUGUGCGGCAGAGUGAGGCGCUGGACGGGAUUGGCGCUGCGGGACUUUUAAGCAGUGGCUGCGGGAUUGCGGGAUUGCGGGCUGCGGGCAGACGAGCGGGACUGUCGGGCGGUAUGUGACACGGUGUCCCAGAGGCUGAUCCAGAAAUAUAACCGGAACCGGACUCUGAAGGCCGCCUGGAAGCAAUGAAAAGCCCAUCAGUUACACUUAAUGAUGGUGGUUUCUCAGAGACUGAACCAGAAAUAUUACAGAUAAAAAUAGAGAAAGAGCUGGACAACGACGACCAUUUAGACAAGAGUUCUAGCGCUUCCGUUACGUUUAUUGAUGAAGCAGGCUAUCCAGAGACCGAACCAGAAACUCUGCAGGUAAAGAUAGAGAAGGGCGUGCUGGAUUCGGAAGACUAUCUGAACAUCAUGAAAAGCCCGGCAUUAUCCUAUGCUGAUGGGGAGCUGACGAAAUCCAUUAUAUCCUGCGGGCGGGAGGCGGAAGACUUUGCCUUCGUCAAAAUGAGCGAGAGUUACCAACCCGAAAAGCUGUGGCGAAGUCAUCAAAAUGAGCUGGCUCAUCGCUCGUCCUACUUGGCCAACAGGCCCUUCUGCAGCCGGCUGAACAUCAAUACCAAGCUGCUGAUCCACGAGGUACAGCAACGGCCCGCACUGUUCAACAAGACUUUUCCAGACUAUGGCGACAAGUACAAAAAGAAAAUAUUGUGGGACGAAGUGUGUGAAGUUCUAAUCCCUGAUUGGUACGAACUUAGCAAGAAGGAGAAAGCAGAAAGAACAAAGGAAGUGCAGAAGCGCUGGCGGUCGCUGAAGGAUUGCUUUAGGAGAGAGUUGGCAGCUCAGAGAAAAGCCAGGAAAAGCGGCUCCUCGCCGUCUAAAAGAAAAAUCUACAUUUAUUUUGAUGAUCUUUUAUUCCUGUUACCCACGAUGGAAGCCAAACCCGCUCUGGGGAACAUGGAUACAGACGACAGCGACGACGAAUCCACAUCGGGCCAAGUGGCGUCGUGCGAUAUCGAGGAACUGUCCCAGCAAUCCUCCAUACACCGGCCGCCCAAAAUGACCUCCGGGAAACACGCCAAAAAGCUGAAGAACGUCCCCGAGCCGGCGGCCGACAAAGAGACCAUCACCAUCGCCGAGUCUUUCAAGUACGUGCGCGAGAAGAACUACGAGAGCGACCAGGACGAGGACCGCCUCUUCCUGCUGUCCCUGGUGUCCGAGUUCAAAAUGAUUCCCCAGCACCGGAAAACCAAGGCCAAAAUACAGAUCUUGGAACUGCUGCAGGGCUACGCGGAACCCCACAUGUACAAUGGACCCUCCCACCAGUACCCCCCGCACUACCCGGCGCCCUAUCAGCAGUACCCCAAAGCUUACGAUCAUCCCAUUCCACAGAGCGCCUCCCCAAACAUUCCGCCCCCCUGCGCCGCCUACACCAGACAAAGCUCCUUCUCGCCGGUGGACAGACCGACAUAGACGCGUUGCACCUGGACCCCACGGGAAGUUAUAAAUUAUUGUAAUAUUUUAGUUUAUUUUUGUAUUUUUAAUACUUAUUUCCUUUUGGUUCUAUAAAUUCUAUACUAAUCUGUUACGUUUGUGGGGGGGGAGGGGCACAAAGGUGCAUUAUUUCUGCAGGGGGCGUUCACCUCCGCAGGCCCCUCCCCCCGUAAGAUACGGAAUAGCUUUAGCGCUACAGAACGUUCUGUACGUGAGUAUUAGGAGACAUUUUCCAAUUUAGACGCAAACGUUUAUUUCUUGCUACUUACGUUCUUUUAGCCACGCCCCGAGUUUGGGGGGAAGGAAAAAAAAAAACGGUUGUCGGAUAUUUUUUAUGACAACGCCGCAGGCAAAAAAAAAAAAAGAAAUUUCUGUUGAAUACGUCCUUUUUCUAUACAUUUUAUUUUUUUCGGACAAACCACCAUUGCAGAGAAUCGUGAGUUUAUUUAUGUUUCUAGGAAAGUUACAAAAGCGUUUUUUCGGUUUUUAGACUUGCGAUUUUUGGUUGUUUUUAUAACAGAAAUUUAAGGAGUCGUUUUGUUUGCCGCAGAAAUAAAUAUUUAGUUUACAGAA